Messenger RNA from Vicia faba (fava bean), 1095 nucleotides. The record is from the annotation of a GenBank genome assembly. Lineage: Eukaryota; Viridiplantae; Streptophyta; Magnoliopsida; Fabales; Fabaceae.
AUGUCAUCACCAAUCGCCACCACCCUCUCAUCACCACCCUACGACCGUCUCAAAGCCGUCAAAGAAUUCGACGAAACCAAAGCCGGAGUAAAAGGCUUAAUAGACUCCGGCAUCAAAACCAUUCCAUCUUUCUUCAUUCAUCCACCCGAAAUCCUAUCCGACCUCGUUCCAGGAUCCGGACCUGAACCGGAAAUUCCAACAAUUGACCUAUCUGCUAUACAUGAAUCCCGUGCCACCGUGGUGGAUCAGAUUCGUUCCGCUGCGAGUACGGUUGGAUUCUUUCAGGUGAUCAACCAUGGUGUAUCGCCGGAUUUACUACGAAGUGUUGUUGGUGCUAUGAAGGCGUUUCAUGAACAGCCUGCGGAGGUUAGGGCGCAGGUGUACCGUAGGGAGGCAGCGACGGGCGUAUCGUAUAUAUCCAACGUCGAUCUUUUCACUUCUAAAGCUGCCAGCUGGCGCGACACACUCCAGAUUAGGACAGGACCGAUCCCAGCGGAAGAAAAGGAGAUUCCAGAGGUGUGCAGAAAGGAAGUAAUGGAGUGGGAUAGAGAAGUAGUCCGUGUAGGAGACAUUUUGCUGGGUUUGUUGAGUGAAGGGCUGGGAUUAGGCGAAGAAGGGUUCAAGGAACUGGGUUUGUCACAAGGGAGAGUGAUGGCUGCCCACUAUUACCCAUUUUGCCCUCAGCCUAAUCUUACUGUUGGACUCAACUCCCAUGCAGAUCCAGGGGCAUUGACGAUAUUGUUGCAGGGUCAUAUCGGUGGCUUACAGGUUCGGACGCAACACGGUUGGAUUCAUGUCAAGCCUCUUGAUGGAGCGUUGGUUAUCAACAUUGGAGAUUUACUUCAGAUAAUUUCUAAUGAGGAGUACAAGAGUGCUGAUCAUCGGGUAUUGGCCAAUUCUUCUAAUGAGCCGCGGGUUUCUAUAGCUGUUUUCCUGAUUCCGGGUAACAGGGAGAAGCUCUUUGGACCUUUACCAGAGCUAACAUCAGCAGAGAAACCAGCUCUUUAUAGAAAUUUCACACUCAACGAGUUUAUGACAAGGUUCUUCAAGAAAGAGCUAGAUGGUAAAUCAUUGACGAAUUUCUUCAGACAAUGA